Messenger RNA from Rhea pennata, 1866 nucleotides. RefSeq names its product tumor protein p53 inducible protein 3 (gene TP53I3). The record is from RefSeq and is a predicted model, not a curated record. The coding region runs from base 144 to 1688 and encodes 514 amino acids. The transcript has 9 exons. Lineage: Eukaryota; Metazoa; Chordata; Aves; Rheiformes; Rheidae. Gene Ontology annotation, molecular function: quinone binding; quinone reductase (NADPH) activity; NADPH binding.
GAGGAGGGGCCGCCCACGGAGAGAGCAAGUCGGCUCUCCAGGGCGAGCACCUCCUGGCGGCCAUCCCGGGCGGAGAGCGGGGCGAGGCCCGAGGCGACGGCCCAGAUCCCUCCGCAGCCGGCGGCCGCGCGUGCCUCGCUCCCAUGGCGACCCGAACCGGACCGCCCGCGCCGGGCUCUCCCGGGUCCCACCAAUCAGAAAGGGAGCGUCUCGCCGAGCGAGCCAAUCAGAAGCGAGAUCCGCCCGCUGCCAGCAUUAUUUUCGCUGGCAAGCCCAGAUCUCACCAGGAGGAAGAUCUGGUUUCCAGAGAGAGGAAAAUGAAUGAGCUGCAGGCUUUGCUGAACAACAGCCUUAUCAGAACGAAGCACGUGGAAAAUGCAGCCCUCAUCAACAUAAAUGAAAGAAAAGUCUGUGCAUCAACCUUUGGCUUUAAUGUGCCCGAAGAGAACGCUUUAAACCUUAUCUAUGCUUUCUACAAGAACUUAAUGCAAGUGAGGAAGGAAGGGCUCUACUUCAAGGAGAAGUACUACAAAUGUGUCCGAGCAGAUGAGCAUUCCAUCUAUCUUCAAAACCCAGAUGGAGGCUUGAUAGUUGUGAAGACAAAGACUUUCAUCCUGGUUGCUACUUACAGAGCAGGCAUGUAUCCCAGUGUGUGUGUAGAAGCUGUGGAGAAAUUAGAGAAAAUGUUGGCAGUGUAUUUUGAUUGUCCAGGAGGUCCAGAGAAUCUCUAUGUGAAAGAAGUGAUGAAACCACAUCCAGGAGAAGGAGAAGUGCUCGUGAAGGUCUCUGCCAGCGCUCUGAAUAGGGCUGAUUUACUUCAGAGGAGAGGGAAGUAUCCUCCCCCCAAAGGAGCAAGUGAGAUUUUAGGCUUAGAAGCAGCUGGAAUUGUGGCUGGGCUUGGACCUGGUUGCAAGGGCCAGUGGAAGAUUGGCGAUGCAGUAAUGGCUCUGCUCUCCGGGGGCGGCCAGGCAGAAUAUGUUACAGUACCCGAAGGCUAUCUGAUGCCCAUUCCAGACAAUAUGACUUUUAUUCAGGCUGCAGCCAUUCCCAAAGCCUGGCUAACAGCCUUUCAGUUGCUGCAUUUUGUAGGUAAAAUACAGAAGGGUGAGACAGUGUUGAUCCACGCUGGCGCUAGUGGAGUUGGUAUAGCAGCCAUUCAGCUGGUAAGACUGGCGAAAGCUAUUCCCAUUGUAACAGCAGGAACUGAAGAGAAACUCAAAGUAACAGCAAACCAUGGAGCAGCUGCGGGGUUCAACUACAAGACAGAAGAUUUUAGUGAAAAGGUCUUGGCAUUCACCCAAGGUUCUGGAGUAGACAUUAUUUUAGAUUGUGUUGGUGGCUCAUACUGGGAGAAGAAUCUCGACUGUCUGAGUACUGAUGGCCGGUGGAUUAUAUAUGGACUACUGAGUGGAGGUGAAAUACAUGGAGAUUUGUUUGCAAGGCUGCUUUCCAAAAGAGGGAGCAUCCAUACAAGUCUAUUAAGAUCACGAGAAGAAGAGUAUAAGGAGCAGCUGGUGAAAGCCUUCACGGAGAGCGUGCUGCCACAUUUCUCCGGAGGGGCCUGCCCCUGUCUCCAGCCGCUUGUGGACAGCAUUUACCCUCUGGGCAAGAUUGUGGAGGCACACAGGUUAAUGGAAGAAAACAAGAAUAUCGGCAAAGUUAUCAUCGAAAUGCCUCCUUCGUCCUAGCGGAAGGCCUGCUGCUGUAGUUGCUCCACGCGCAGGUUUGCUACGGAUGUUGCACAAACGGGGCGGCCGCCGUUCCGGCUCCCGGGUUUGGGGCGACCCGUCACGGAAGGAGCACAGAAAUGAGGAAAAAGCCAAAAAGCUCCUGCAGAGCCCUGCUAAUAAAAACACACAAGCUGAA